Messenger RNA from Prunus mume (Japanese apricot), 1593 nucleotides. RefSeq names its product U-box domain-containing protein 5-like. NCBI's taxonomy places the organism in Eukaryota, Viridiplantae, Streptophyta, Magnoliopsida, Rosales, Rosaceae. The record is from RefSeq and is a predicted model, not a curated record.
AAACCUCAUGCUCGUUGACUGCUCUCUCUCUCUCUCUCUCUCUCUCUCUCUCUCUCUCGUGUUAUAGUUAUUCGAAGUCUUAACACAACCAGCUAAAGCUUGUGUUUUCAAUUAAGUUAUUCGUUUUGUUUGUAGUGCAAAGACUCGGUUGCCCCUAGACUCCAACUGCUAGUCUCCCUUGUGGGCAUGCUUUACUUUCUGUGAUAAAGAUUACCCCUUUUUUUCCUGGGUUGUUUUCUGCUUUGGAUAUAGAAGCUACGCACUUUGAUUGGUGCUCCUUGCGUGGUUUUCUGGGCUUCUUAAAAGUUUGUGUAAAAAUACUGUUUGUUCUUUUACUUUCUCGUAUAUGGGAUGGUUUAUCAGUACAAGAAGCUGAAUUCUGCUUGAAAUUUGACAACUUCUUUGAGAAUUCUUGUCGUUUAAGAGCUAGUCUGUAGGCAGUGGGUACUUUUGUGUUAUUGUAGAGACUUGGAGUUUCAAGGGGUUGUGAAAGGUGGAUAUAUUGGAGGCCAUAUUUUGUGGGUUAUAUGAAUUGGGUUGUGGUUAUUUUCAAUUUUUAGCGUAUCUUUGUGGGCUGAAGACUGAGGAAGGAGCUUGUGAACGUAGCUCUACUUUCUGUGUCACUUGAUAUGAGAUAAUUCCUCUUGAAUGGGUACUGAUGCUGCUGAAGGGGUGGAGACUGUGAGAAAACCCCAUUCCUUUAAGGUUCAUCGUUUGAUGUGCACGGAACUUAUGAAGUUGGUAGAUAGAAUUUCACGGAUAUUUCCAGAUAUAGAAGCAGCAAGACCUCGGUGCACAACAGGAGUACAGGCUCUAUGCUUGUUAACUCGCGCAAUUGAGAAAGCCAAGCUACUUCUCCAGCAUUGCAGUGAUUCUAGUAAGCUCUACCUGGCAUUUACAGGGGAUGUGAUAGUCUCAAGAUGUCAAAGAUCAAGGAACUUGUUGGAGCAAAAUUUACGCGAAAUUCAGAAUUGGGUUCCAGUGAUGUUAGUAGCGGAGAUCUCUCAAAUAGUCGAUGAUCUUAAAGGUGCAACCUUUAUACUGGACCCAUCUGAAGAAGAUGCUGGGAGGGUUGUCCGAGUAUUGCUCCUUCAAGAUGCUUCUCAAUCAAACUCAAGGGAGGAUUCUGAAAUCAAGGCUCUUCAAAUUGCAUCUUGGAGGCUUCAUAUUGCAUCAUCAAAGGCAAUGUUGAUAGAGAAAAGAUCUAUUAAGAAGUUGCUAGAUAAAGUUGGUGAUAGUGACCUUCGAAACAAGCAGAUUUUGACAUAUUUCUUGUAUCUAAUCAAGAAGUAUGGACACUUAAUAAUGGGGAAGCAAGCAGAGGGGGCCUCUAUGCGGCAACAAGGAUCCUUGGCAUCUGAGACUUCUAGCAAUGGUUUGGAAUAUAAUCAAUAUGCUGAAGCUGAACCAUGUUAAAUAUAAUCAAUAUAAUCGAAGUGACAUGUUGCAUAGAACUGUACCUCCUGCAAUAGUUUAGAUUUCUUGCAUUCAAAUACAUCAUUAAUCUUUUGCAGAUAUAUAUAUAUAUAUAUAUAUAUAUGUAUAACUAUAAUCUUUAUCACCUCAUCACAAGUCUACGUCCAUCAAAGUAAA